Molecule: messenger RNA, 2209 nt
Organism: Papilio xuthus (Asian swallowtail)
Lineage: Eukaryota; Metazoa; Arthropoda; Insecta; Lepidoptera; Papilionidae
Product: WD repeat domain phosphoinositide-interacting protein 3
Exons: 6
Coding region: 100-1146 (348 amino acids)
Molecular function (GO): protein binding
Source: RefSeq, a predicted model, not a curated record
UUUGUGAGUUUUGUGUCAAACAGCCGCAAAGUAGGGUCAUGGAUGAUUACUAAAAGUCCAUUGUUGUUUGAUUAAAUUUUUUUGAGAUUUCGUUUUAAAAUGAAUUUGUCGGACGAUAACAUGUUUUCUAAUGGGUUGUUAUACGUGGGAUUUAAUCAGGAUCAAGGUUGCUUCGCUUGUGGAACGGAGAAUGGCUUUAGAGUGUUUAACAGUGACCCACUUAAGGAGAAAGAACGCCAGAAUUUUGCGGAAGGUGGCUUAUCUUACGUAGAAAUGCUAUAUCGGUGUAACUAUAUGGCUCUUGUCGGCGGAGGUAAAACCCCAUUAUAUCCCCCGAACAGAGUUAUAAUAUGGGACGAUUUAAAGAAAGAUUCCGCGAUAUCGCUUGAUUUCAACAGUCCUGUUAAGGCAGUUAAAUUAAGAAGAGAUAGGAUAGUUGUGGUGUUAGAGAACUUGAUAAAGGUGUAUACUUUUACUGCACAACCACUACUGCUUCAUGUUUUUGAAACAUGUCAGAAUUCCCGUGGACUGUGUGUUGUAUGUCCGAACAGUAAUAAUGCUUUGCUUGCUUACCCUAGCAGAAAAACUGGACAUGUUCAGCUUGUAGAGUUAAGUAACCAAGCAGGAUCAAGUGAUACUCCAGAAGGUCAUCUUAUAAGUGCCCAUGAAGCUCCACUUAGCUGCUUAGCACUGAAUGUGGGUGGGACAAGAUUGGCCACAGCAUCCACAAAGGGCACUCUCAUUAGAGUAUUUGAUACAAGCAGCGGACAGAAAUUAGCAGAGCUAAGGCGAGGUGCACAUCAGGCAACAAUAUAUUGUAUCAAUUUCAAUCAUUCAAGUACAAAUCUUUGUGUAACAUCUGAUCAUGGCACUGUGCAUAUAUUCAGUUUGGAAGAGGACAAAUUAAAUAAACAAUCAACUUUGGCAACUGUUAAUUUCUUGCCAAAAUACUUCUCAAGCAAUUGGAGUUUCUGCAAAUUUACAAUACCAAAUGGCCCGCCUUGUAUUUGUGCUUUUGGGGUUGACAAGAGUUCUAUUAUUGUAAUUUGUGCUGAUGGAUCAUACUACAAAUACAAAUUCAAUGAAAAGGGUGAAUGCAACAGAGAUGUCUAUGCCCAAUUUCUGGAAACUUCUGAGGACAGAUAAAUGUGAUAAUGAUUUAUAAUUUUGUAUAGCGGUUAAUAUUGAAAUAUGGUGGUUAUAUAAUCACUUGAGAAUUUUGUAACUAAUUUCUAUUUUGAUACAAAUGGUCAAAUGUUAACUUUCACAUCACUUGCUCCACUUAUUGUUUAUCACAAAUAUUCAAAUAAAAAUUUAAUGCUUUUUUAUUUGUAAUACAAUCUUAUAUGGCCUUUUUGACCAUAUUACACAUCUAGAUUCUAAGGUCUAGAAUCUAGGCUAUUAAAAGUGGUCCAUUUAAUAUGAAAACUUGUUAGAUAUCAAAGCUUCAAUCACAAAAUAGAUUUAGGUAUGUGACUUUAUUUUCUUUUUUGUUUAAUUAUUUGUAUACACAUUUCUUAUCAAUGUUUAUUUUCUAUUAAUGUUCAGAAUUAUAUAUCAUUCAUAUUCUUUUUAUGUACCAAAGAUAAAUCAAUUCAUAAUGACAUCAUUAUAGCGACCUGCGUGAAUUAAAUAAAAAUUCAAUAUAUGGAAUUUGGUUUAGAAACAAAUUUUGUGAAAGUUAUGUUUUAACAUAAAUUGACUGAGAAGUAAAAUAUUUGAAAAUUAUUAAUAUAUUAUUAUUGGCUUUGUUUUUAAGAAGAAAAUGGCAUAGUUUGAUAAAAUAAUUGAGAAAUGUUUUAAUUUAAAAUGCUUACCUAAAUAUUUGCACACUUUGUUCACCAAAAAAAAAAUCUUAAAGUGCUUAAAAAUAAUUCCUCGACAUAUUAGCUUGUUAUAUGAAAUCAUAUGUUUUGUUAUAUUUCAUACAUUUUGUAUAUAAUUGUUGAUUGGUUAAUACGAUCAGAGAUAUUUUAUAGUGUUUGUAUAGUUAAAAAAUUUGGUAUUAUACUAAUAGAUACGUAGAUUCUCAGUACGUAUUCGUUUAAAAAUUCUGAUACGCAUUUUUCUAAUAAAAUCUUAACUAUUGAGUUUAAUAUUAGUCUAGCGACUUAAAAAUUGUAGGUACAGCUGUUACUAUUUUAUUAUUGUUCAAUUUUCCAAAACAGUUGUAGACUUACGUAUUAGAAGAAAUUUAAUAAUGCUCUUU